Molecule: messenger RNA, 3084 nt
Organism: Ectocarpus sp. CCAP 1310/34
Lineage: Eukaryota; Phaeophyceae; Ectocarpales; Ectocarpaceae
Source: the annotation of a GenBank genome assembly
AUGCUCGCGGACUGCGGUCCGAUCAAGCGCAUCGACCUCAUCAAGACCACGGAUGCAGAAACUGGGGCAAAGCGUUCACGCGGCUUCGGCUUCGUAACGUUUGCCCUGGAGUCCGAUGCAACUAAGGCUGUCAGCAUCAUCCACAGGAAGAGGGCGGCGGGCGGCGGGGAGUUGGUUGCGAGUACCUACGGUGGGGGGGGUUCAGCGGGAGGGAAGCCGCCGGCGCCCGCUCGAAGCGAAAAGCCGCCAGCGGUGGCCUCCGACAAGCAGGCGGUGUCUGCUACCAAGGAGGGUACCGCUGGGAAGGCUGGAGACGGGGGCGACUCCAAGGCUAGCGGGAGGGCUGUACAGCUCGCGGCCGCGAUAGCGGCGGCAGAGGCAACGGGCCUGGGCAAGAAGGAGGCAAGGAAACUGGCGAGGAAAGCCAUGAAGAAAGAGCUUAAGAGAAAGGCGAAGGAGCGAGCAAAGGACAAAAAGGAAGAGCAAGCCAAACUGGACGCUGCUGCUGCUGCUGCUGCGAAAGCGGAAGCGGAAGCGGCGCCCCCGGCUGCGGAAGAAGAGGAUGGGGAUGGCGAUGCCGGGGGGGAAGAAAGCAAGGACGAGGAGCCCGUGGACCCGAAGGCCGCGAAGCUGCUUGGUGAUGCCAAGACGGUGCUUGUUUUUGGCGUCGCGGAAGACCUGACGGCGAAGCAGCUGCAGAAGCGCCUCAAGAAGUACGCCACUCUGACCGCCUGCACUGUUGAGGAGAACGAACGCGGAUACUUUCCGACGGGCAGGAUUGCCCGCGUGGUGUGCUGCGGCAAGGAGGGGACGAGGAAGAUCAUCACCGGCAUUGACGGCCACACCGUGCACGGCCAGACGCUCAGGGCGAGGAGGCUUAUGGAGGUCGUGCCGGGCCACGAUGUGCGACUGCAGAAGCAGCAGCGCCUGAUCGUUCGUAACCUCAACUUUCACGCCAAGGAGGAGGACCUCGCCGAAGCGUUUUCGGAAUUCGGGCCGUUGUCGGAGGUGCACAUCCCGACUGUGAAGGUCACGUCUCGAAGGAGGGUCAAGGGCACGGACAAGCAGGAAGAGGUUACGGAGAACAGGAGCCGCGGUUUCGGGUUCGUGCAGUUUCUGUGCCCCAAGGAUGCCGCCCGCGUCGUCAAGGACCACGGUGUCCUCAAGAUAAAAGGUCGCGACGCAGCGGUGGACUACUCCAUCACCAAGGAAAAGUACAGCGCUCUCAACCAAGGAGCACCAAGCACCCCCGCCGCGGCAGCAAGUGACGACGACGACACCGAAGAUCAGGGGGUGCGUGGUGACGGGAUGGACGUCGACUCAGAAGUCGACGAUGAGGAGGAGGAGGAGGAAGAGGAAGAGGAAGGCGGCGCCGCCGGAGGCUCAGAUGACGAAAGCGAAGGUGAGGAGGAUGGGGCAGAAGAACCGAAGGAAGGGGGGCCCGAUGCUGGGGCCGGGGUGGGGCGUGCGGUGGAGCGGAAGCAGCAGCAGGCCCCGGAUGUUAACCACGGGUGCACGAUCUUCGUGCGGAACGUGGCCUUCGACUCCAGCCAGGAGGAGGUGAAGGAGAGGUUCAGCGAGUUCGGAGACGUGCGUUUGGCGCUUCUGGUCAAGGACCGAGCCACGGGGAUGCCUCGCGGGACCGCUUUCGUAAAGUACUCGAAGAGGGACGAUGCUGAUCGUUGCCUGGCGGCCGCAAUCGGCGCCACCGACCCGGCCCAUGCUCGCGACUCUGGAGGAUCGUGCAUCUACCUCGGAAGCCGCGCGUUGCACGUUACUCGUGCCGUGGAUAGAGAGGAGGCCGGGCGCCUAACCGUCGGCGCCCAGAAGCGUGUGGGGCACAAGGACAAGCGCAACCUGUACCUGGCCGACGAAGGUCUUGUCCUGGAGGACAGCGGCGCCGCGGAGGGUGCUGCCAAGUCCGACAUGGAGAAGCGAGUGUUGGCCCGUAAGGACAAAAAGAGCAAGCUCAAGAACCCUAUCUUCUUCGUCAGCCCGACGCGGCUGAGCGUGCGCAAUCUCGGGCGGCAUGUGACGGACGGCAAGCUGAAGAGCAUGGCAGCAGCGGCGGCGAGGGCGGGGAUCCAAGCAGGUCGCGCUAAUCCUCAGGACGUGCGCCUCUACCUUGAAGCUCAGGGCGAAGAAUUCGCCGCCAUCACCCCGAAGCGGUUGCAGAUCCCAGCUGUAACUGGCAACUCCGUGGUGAAGGCCAAGAUCAUCCGGGACAUGGACAAAAAGCCCAGCACGGACGACCCCACGGAGCUGCACCCCAGCAAGGGCUACGGCUUCGUGGAGUUUUCUCACCACGGCCAGGCGUUGGCUGCGCUCCGUCAGAUGAACAACAACCCGGCCUAUUCCGGGCAGGCCAAGUCCGACGGGGCGGCGAAGGGGGAAAGCUCCAGGCUUAUCGUAGAGUUCAGCGUCGAGAACCAUGCUAAGCUCAAGCUUCAGCAGGGCCGCAAGGAGGCGUUCGAGCAGCGUAAGCGAGAGCUCAAGGCGCUGGGGCUUGGGCAGGACGGGCGUCCGUUGAAGAAGGAAGUCGAGAACAAGGAGAUGAAGAGUCGUGGGAAGAUCCAACGCGAGAAGAAGAAGCAACGACAGCAGCAGCAGCAGCAGCAGCAGGCAGAAUCAAGCGAGGUCCCCGAUGGUCAAGCCUCUACAGCAAACACCGGCAGCGCGGCACCGAGCUCCAAGAAGAAGCGAAAAAAGCCGGGCGCAAAGGCAACUCCUGAGGAGGACGGGGGCGGGGGCGAUGCAGUGGUGGACGCAGGGGACGCCGAAACUGACGGUCUCGUGGGGGGGCGGGGGACGGAAGGAGAGGAGGACAGACCGAAGCGCAAGAAGAAGAAAAAGAAGACGAGCCCAUACGAACGCAUGGAUCAACAAGAGCGCGCCUACCAAAAGCUGGAGAAGGCGUACACGGCCAAGACGGAGGUCGUGGCGGCGGCGGCAACGGCGGGGGCGAAGAGCAAGGGGAAGGGCAAGGGUAAGCGUGGGGCAGAGGCGGUGCUGGACUGGGGAGUUGGGGCGGUGGAGGGAGAUGGAGCCCGAAGGAAGGGGAAACCAGGACGCUGGUUUGAUUAA